Microcebus murinus (gray mouse lemur) is the source of this 3555-nucleotide messenger RNA. The record is from RefSeq and is a predicted model, not a curated record. NCBI's taxonomy places the organism in Eukaryota, Metazoa, Chordata, Mammalia, Primates, Cheirogaleidae.
UACCAUCUGAGCUUAACCCCCUUUGACAUUAUGUAUGGGACCCCUCCACCUGUAAUCCCCAGGAUGAGCUCUGAGGCUCUUCCGGAGCACCCUAGAGAGGUACUGCAGGCUGUACAAGCUCUGCAACGUGUCCACAGCCAAGUAUGGCCGGCCCUCCAGGCCAUCUACCAGACAACUGGGCCAAGGAGCGAAAGUAAUAAACAGCCUCAUCACAAUCAUCAGCCAGGGGAUUGGGUGUGGGUAAAAUGGCCUAACAGUAAAACCCUAGACCCUAAAUAAAAAAGACCCUUUCAAAUAAUUCCUGUUACCCCCGCUGCACUCACGGUUGACAGAGUGGCAACUUAGAUACACCACUCCCAUGUGAGACCCGCCAGUGAGGACGACCAGGAGUGGCAACAGGACAAGUGGAAGGCAACAGCAGUCCUGAGAAACCCGUUAAAGUCCAGACUGACCCGAGUGACAGCCGCAGACAAGCCAGAGCUCUGCUGGGGAAAGGGGUUAGAUGGGACUGCUGACUCAAAUCCUCUUCGGACUGCUGGCCAUCCUUUGGGGACUUGGACUCGGGGUUGUGGCUCCCAAGGACUGGACUAAACUGCAAAUAUGUGCCCUGUUAACUAAAACCUGCCAUGGAAAAUGUGGAGAAAAACCUUACCAAGACCCUCACUAGAAAGGCGACGGAGCCUAUUUACUUCUGGUCUCACUACUGAGGGGUUCAAACAAUUUAAACUUCUCCACAGCAAACCAGUUUGUGCAAGCCCGCACGCUCGCGUCGCCUGUGGAAGUCGCCCGGCCGCUAGAGGCCGCCCUCACUUGUGGCCGCCAGGGCAGCGCCCCAACCCGCGGGAGGGCCACCGCGCGCCUGCGCAGUCACCAACCGCCCUCAGCCUGGGCUGCGCCCUCUGCCGGUAGCCGAGCAUGUUCCUCGUCCUCGCUCUGCUCGCCGGGAUCGCUCUGCCGCAGCUCCGCCCCGAUUAUGAAGGAAUAUUCCUGCAUGUUACAGUUCCACAGAAGAUAAUGUCAAAUGAAAGUGAAGCUUCAGAGAGAAAGGUGAUUUAUAUCAUUAAAAUUGAUGGAAAACCAUGUACUCUGCAUCUCAGAAAACACUCAUUCUUAUCUCAGAACUUUUUAGUUUAUACGUAUGAUGAAACUGGAUCUUUGCAUUCUGAGUCUUCAUAUUUUACGAGGCCUUGCCAUUAUCAAGGAUAUGUUGUAGAAUUUCCAAAUUCAUCUGUGACACUCAGUAUAUGUUCGGGUCUCAGCGGAUUUCUUCAGCUUGAAAAUAUCAGCUAUGGAAUUGAACCACUGGAAUCCUCAGCAAGAUUUGAGCACAUAAUUUAUCAAGUGAAAAAUGACAACAUAAAUGUAUCAAUGUUAGCAGAAAAUUACACCAAUAUUUGGCAGAAAGACAAGCCUUUCAAAAUUCAUUUAAGCCCACAGAAACAAUUUUUUUCAAAACUAUUACCCCAAUAUCUAGAAGUGCACAUUAUAGUGGAGAAAGCUUUGUAUGAUUAUAUGGGAUCUGAAAUGAUGGCUGUAACUCAGAAAAUUAUCCAGAUUUUUGGGCUUGUCAACACUAUGUUUACCCAGUUCAAGUUGACUGUUAUACUGUCUUCCUUGGAAUUGUGGUCAGAUAAAAACCAAAUUUCCACCAUCGGGGAUGCUAAUGACAUAUUACAAAGAUUUUUGGUCUGGAAACGGGACUAUCUCAUCCUACGGCCCCAUGACAUAGCAUACUUACUUAUUUACAGGAAACAUCCUAAAUAUAUGGGGGCAGCAUUUCCUGGCACAAUAUGCAACAAAAACUAUGAUGCUGGUCUUGCUGUGUAUCCAGAAGCGAUGAGUUUGGAGGGAUUUUCAGUUACUAUAGCUCAACUGCUUGGCCUUAAUAUAGGAUUAAAAUAUGAUGACAUUGCUAUGUGUUCUUGUCCACAAGCUACAUGCAUAAUGAAUCAUGAAGCACUGAGUUCCAGUGGUAUAAAGAUUUUUAGCAACUGUAGCAUGCAUGACUAUAGAAAUUUUGUUUCAGAAUUUGACAUUAAAUGCCUUCAAAACCAUUCAAAUUUGAAAACAUUAUAUCAAAAUCAACCAGUGUGUGGUAAUGGGAUUUUGGAAACUAAUGAAGAAUGUGACUGUGGUAAUGAAGAGGAAUGCCAAUUUAAAAAGUGCUGUGAUUAUAAUACAUGUAAAUUGAAAGGCUCAGUAAAAUGUGGUUCUGGACCAUGUUGUACAUCAAAAUGUGAGUUAUCAAUAGCAGGCACUCCAUGUAGAAAGAGUAUUGAUCAAGAAUGUGAUUUUACAGAGUAUUGCAAUGGAACUUCUAGUGAUUGUGUCCCUGACACUUAUGCAUUGAAUGGCCAUUUGUGCAGGCUGGAAACUGCAUAUUGUUAUAAUGGGCAGUGCCAAACUACUGAUAACCAGUGUGCCAAGAUAUUUGGAAAAGGUGCUCAAGGUGCUCCUUUUGCCUGUUUUAAAGAAGUUAAUUCUCUGCGUGAUAGAUUUGGAGACUGCGGUUUUAAAAAUUUACAGCCAUUACCUUGUGAACAGAAGGAUGUUCUCUGUGGAAAAUUAGCUUGUGUUUGGCCACAAAAUGAUACUUAUAAAAGUGAUGUUCAAACUGCAGUUUAUUCAUAUAUUAAAGACCAUGCCUGUCUGUCUAUAGCCACUGGGUCAUCCAUGAGAUCAGAUGGAAGAGAUAAUAGUUAUGUUGCUGACGGCACUGUGUGUGGUCCACAAAUGUAUUGUGUAAAUAAAACCUGCCAGAAAGCUCACUUAUUGGGAAAUCACUGCAAUGCCACUACAAAAUGCAAAGGGAAUGGGAUAUGUAAUAAUUUUGGUAACUGCCAAUGUUUUCCUGGCCAUAAGCCUCCAGAUUGUAAAUUCCAGAUCGGUUCACCAGGGGGCAGUAUUGAUGAUGGAAAUUUUCAAACAUCUGAUAUAUAUUUAUUUAAAAAAGGCUACAAUGCACAUCAGAACAACUGGCUUAUUCUGAGUUUCUACAUUCUUCUACCAUUUCUUAUAACUUUCACCAUUGUGAUCAUUAAGAGAAAUGAAAUGAACAAAUCAUGCAACAGAGAGAGCACAGGAGUAAUUCAUCCAUUGCACCAGAAAGCUAUGACGUGGUAUAUUGAUACUGCCAAGAACUUCACCAGCAGGUGGUCUGGAGGAGAACUUGUGAUUCAUAACCCUUCUUUCGCCUUUGAAUGCAUUUUAAAUGUCAAACUUUUGGAAAAUAAAGCCCAUGUGUGCAGAAACGCAGGCUCUCGUGUGCCUCCACAAGUACAGCGGGCUGUGGUGGGCAGUCCCGGGACUGCAAACUCCGCUGGCCGCUUUGGGCCUAGUCUACACCCUGUGUCCCCCACUGCCCUGUGGCUCUGCUCUGCCUCCCUGGCCCUGGCAAGUGCCCGGAGGCCAGUGGCCACAAGCUGCCUCCAUUCCACCCCUAAAAGCCAUUACUGUGAUGAGCUCGGCUGGCCAAGCAAUGCUGCCUUUUUUGGUGAUCCUCUAAGGCCUGCUCCAGCUGACCUCCGUGGGUCACUGUAAAUGAAGACUCUUGCU